Adineta ricciae is the source of this 642-nucleotide messenger RNA. The record is from the annotation of a GenBank genome assembly. Lineage: Eukaryota; Metazoa; Rotifera; Eurotatoria; Adinetida; Adinetidae.
AUGACUGACUUUGAAGCAAGAUCGAGCGUGUUACCUGGUAAAGCAAAAGUAAACAAUAAUAUCGCAUAUGUUGGUGCAUUCAGUCGUCGACAGAGAAUGUGUCAAACUUAUUUUUAUCGAACUAUGGAGGAACACGGAAUGUUCGUUGAAACGAAUGUGAAAGAAAAUGAACGAAAUGAACAUGAAGAAUACCUUCGUACGGCUAUUCAAUUAGCAGAGCAGAACGUGCAAAACGGACUAGGUGGUCCAUUUGGCGCGGUUGUCUGCAAAGAUGGAGUUGUAGUUGCGAAAGGUGCGAAUAAAGUGGUGCCAAGUUGUGAUCCAACAGCGCAUGCGGAAAUGGUAGCCAUUCGACUUGCCUGUCAAGAAUUGAAAACACAUAAUCUGGAAGGAUGUGUUAUAUACUGUUCUUGUGAACCAUGUCCAAUGUGCUUAGGUGCGAUUUACUGGGCACACCUUGAUCACAUUUACUUCGCACAUUCAAAAUCUGAUGCUAAAGAUAUUGGAUUCGAUGAUCAUUUCAUCUACGAAGAAUUAGCACGUGAGUUACAUGAAAGACGUGUUGGCAUCACACAAUUACUCAAAGAUGAAUCGAAGGCUUUCUCCAUGUGGAAAGACUGUCAUACGAAAGUUCACUAUUAA